Lindgomyces ingoldianus is the source of this 1049-nucleotide messenger RNA. RefSeq lists its product as uncharacterized. The coding region runs from base 221 to 796 and encodes 191 amino acids. Lineage: Eukaryota; Fungi; Ascomycota; Dothideomycetes; Pleosporales; Lindgomycetaceae. The transcript is spliced from 2 exons. The record is from RefSeq and is a predicted model, not a curated record.
UUAUCAUCUCGCCAAUCUCUCCAAAUACUUCUCGUGCCUAGACUCAUUUUAUCGAAAGUUACUUGGAUUUGGAGAAACCUGGGUGCACGAAAUUAUUGUUCGUUUGGCGCUAAGAGAUGCUAAUUAAUAUAAAAAGAAGGCGGAUUGCCUUCCAGAGGAUAUCGAAAGCCCAUUGAUCCAAGAACCUUCGACUACUCUCAUUACUCUGUCCUCAUACAAAAUGCUUAUUAGUCUCAUCACCCUUGCGACAUUCAUCGCCGCGGCCCAAGGCUACGGACGCGCCAUUGUCAACAACCAAUGCGAUGCUCCCAUCUGGCUCUGGUCCGUCGGCUCGACUAUUAGCCAGAAAAUCAAAGUUGGAAAGGACGCUUCGUAUAGCGAGAUCUUCCACUCCGAUCCAAAGAGCGGUGGCAUUGCUAUCAAACUGACUGCCGUCGAUGACGGCAUCUUCCAACCCAACGUUAGCCAGACGAUCUUUGCAUACAAUCUGGAUGCGAAGAAGAACCAAGUUUGGUACGAUAUGAGCGAUGUCUUUGGCGAUGGUUUCUUUGGAAGAGCGGUCAAUAUCAAACCCAGUGACACAGGUUGUGCAUCUAUCGAUUGGUACUCCGGAGCACCGCCAGCGGGAAGCCAAGUGAAGGUCUGUCAAGCCGGCACCGAUUUAAAGCUCACGUUCUGUACGAAUCAUUGCUUGCCCGCUUGGAGUCUAUGUGGUGCUAUGGCGCCAAAUGAUAACCGGGCUUGCUGCACCCACUGUAUUGGUAGCCACCAUUGCGUCGAGCCGCCUCGGCCUUAAGAGGGGACGUUCGCAUUUCACUCGGGGCAUCAAAUUGAUUCAACUCAUACUUUCCUUUUGAAUGCAGGGAUUUUUUAAACGUAACGCUAGAAAUGGUUGAGCUCAAAUCUUUUUAAACUCGGUAAACUUUUGCCACAAAAGCUUUGCUAUUAAUGCAAUUGUACACCUCCGAUGUUUCGUUGUCAUCUUCGGUUGUCGCUAUACCUAUGCAAAACGAAAGUCAAGUUAACGAAGUUGAGGGAUUGGAAUGGGG